This is a messenger RNA of Planococcus citri (citrus mealybug), 1191 nucleotides long. RefSeq lists its product as uncharacterized. Bases 266 to 1102 code for a protein of 278 amino acids. The record is from RefSeq and is a predicted model, not a curated record. NCBI's taxonomy places the organism in Eukaryota, Metazoa, Arthropoda, Insecta, Hemiptera, Pseudococcidae. The transcript has 4 exons.
GAGCUAUACUAGAGUGUCUAUCUCUAUAUAAUUAUAUUCUGAGCGAUUAUUCGUAUUUCGUAAUUAAUCAUUAAGUUAUUGUCGGUGCUAGUAACAAAAACUGAAAUUCAUCACCAUAGCCCAUAGGUAGGUACACUUUCGGAGCAUAUCUUCAUGAAAAGUGAGUAGAUUCUUACCGAAUUAGACCCUAUGUUCUAAGUUUGGUUCAUCUUAUCAGAUACCUAAUUCGUUCUUUCAUUUCAGCAGAGAACAGUUUUGCGAAAAAAUGUUACGUCCUGGCCUAAUAACUGUGCUUCCUGGUGUUAAAAAUGUUGCUCAAUGUCGCUAUAUUAUUGUCAAUGUUGACCAUGCUGGAAAAAAACAAUUGGCCUUCAAACUUAUGGACGGUUUGGAAGAACCAUACAGAAAACUUGGAUCCUUCAACCUCUUACUAGAUAAAAUUACCGACCUAGCUGUCAAAGCUGAACUAAGAGGACGGAUUUUGGGUACAUUUGAAGAGUUGGAAAAAUCGGAGAAGCGUUUUGAAAAACUGGAAACGCGUCUUCUUGAAGAAAGAAUGAAAACUGCUCGUACUGAAGGGAGAUUAAAAAUAGUUCAAGACAAAUUCAACAAAAUAAUUAUUCCCCUCACCGUUCGGCAUUAUGCAGUUUUGAUAGAAGAUAGGUGUCCCGUAAAAUCUGUUAUUCCUGCUGAAUCGAGCGCCAAGAAGUUUAAUGAAAUAUAUAUUCAAAGAGCUUACAUGUGGAAAGCAAUACUGCGUGAACAUCCGAAUGAUAUUUACGUUGCUUUUGUGAUCCAAGAAUUAAGAAGUCAUUUUGUAUGUAAGCAUAGCUUGGUUGAAUAUGAUGGGUGUAAUCAGGAGCUAAAUACAGAAUAUGAAGAAUAUCUGCUAGACGCGUGUUACUCUAUUGUAAAAUGCAUCGAUUAUGCUAAUAGGUUAGUAGCACAUUUCGAACAUGGAGGAGAUCCUGCAGAUUUUUUGAAUGUAUUUGCCAGACCUGUCGAUCAAUUCAUUACAUUAUUUUAUAACGCUAUGGUCAGUCAUGAUGUUAAACCUAAAGAUAAAGUUGAUGAUGAUUCAAAAGGUAAUCAAUGGGUGUAAUUCUUUGUAGAUAUUCAUCUCUGUGUCACUUUUUGAAAAUUGUUUAUGUACUUUUAUGACAAAAAGAAGAGAAUAAAACUUGAUAUCGA